AUCGUCUUCAGGUAACGCAACUGACCACCCGCCGCUCCAAUCAGGGAGGCCCGAAGAGGCGGGUUCGCCGGUCCCGUCCAAUCAGAGAGCGACGGAGGGGGGCGUGUCGCGCCGCACAGGUUCUACUGACGCAGUUUCUGUGGAGAAGGAACUGAACCGCAGUGGAAGUUGCAGCGCAGACAUGUGUGGAAUCUUUGCCUAUCUGAAUUACCACGUCCCACGCACUCGCAGGGAGAUCCUGGAGAUCCUGCUGAAGGGGCUUCGGCGACUGGAGUACCGCGGAUAUGAUUCUGCAGGUGUGGGGAUCGAUGGGGGGAACAGCAAGGACUGGGAGAAGAACGGCAAGUCGAUCCAGCUGAUCAAAAAACAGGGCAAAGUCAAGGCGCUGGACGAGGAGAUCAACAAGCAGCAGGACAUGGAUAUGGACGUGGAGUUUGAUAUUCACCUGGGGAUCGCUCACACUCGCUGGGCCACUCACGGGGAGCCGAGCCCGGUCAACUGCCACCCGCAACGCUCCGACAAAAACAACGAAUUUAUUGUGAUCCACAAUGGUAUCAUUACCAACUACAAAGACCUGAGAAAGUUUCUGGAGAGCAAAGGCUAUGAGUUUGAGUCCGAGACCGACACAGAGACCAUCGCCAAGCUGGUCAAGUACAUGUACGACAAUCGAGAGAGUGAUGACAUCAGCUUCAUCACGCUCGUGGAGAGAGUGACUCAGCAGCUGGAGGGAGCUUUCGCCCUGGUGUUUAAAAGCAUCCAUUUCCCAGGAGAGGCUGUGGGAACCAGGAGAGGGGGCCCCCUGCUGAUUGGAGUGCAUAGUGCACACAAGCUGUCUACAGACCACAUCCCCAUCCUCUAUCGUACAGCAGGGAAAGACAAGAAGGGCUGCAGCUCCCUGCCCCGAGUGGACAGCACCACCUGCCUCUUCCCCAUCGACGAGAAGGGUGUGGAGUAUUACUUUGCUUCGGAUGCCAGCGCUGUGAUUGAGCACACAAACCAAGUGAUCUUCCUGGAGGAUGAUGACGUGGCCGCCGUGUCAGAGGGGCGUCUCUCCAUCCACCGGAUCAAACGCAUCGUGGGGGACCACCCGGCACGAGCCAUCCAGACCCUGCAGCUGGAGCUGCAGCAGAUCAUGAAGGGUAAUUUCAGCUCCUUCAUGCAGAAGGAAAUCUUCGAGCAGCCAGAGUCCGUGGUGAACACUAUGAGGGGACGAGUCAACUUCGACGAAAACACAGUGAUCCUGGGCGGGCUGAAGGAUCACAUCAAAGAGAUCCAGCGGUGUCGACGCCUCAUCCUCAUCGCCUGUGGAACCAGCUACCACGCAGGAGUGGCGACACGGCAGGUGCUGGAGGAGCUCACAGAACUCCCUGUCAUGGUGGAGCUGGCCAGCGACUUCAUGGACAGGAACACGCCCGUCUUCAGGGACGAUGUGUGCUUCUUCAUCAGCCAGUCGGGUGAGACUGCAGACAGCCUCAUGGCUCUGCGGUACUGUAAGGAGAGGGGUGCUCUCACCGUUGGGGUCACCAACACUGUCGGCAGCUCCAUCUCCAGGGAGACGGACUGCGGGGUGCACAUCAACGCCGGCCCGGAGAUCGGGGUCGCCAGCACCAAGGCCUACACCAGCCAGUUUGUGUCGCUCAUCAUGUUCGCCCUGCUGAUGUGUGACGACAGGAUCUCAAUGCAGGCUCGCCGGCGAGAGAUCAUCCAGGGGCUCCGAGUCCUGCCAGACCUGAUCAAGGAGGUGCUUGCUCUGGAUGAUGAGAUUCAGAAGCUGGCAAUGGAGCUCUACCAGCAGAAGUCGGUCCUCAUCAUGGGCCGCGGCUACCACUACGCAACCUGCCUGGAGGGGGCGCUGAAAAUCAAGGAGAUCACCUACAUGCACUCGGAGGGGAUCCUGGCUGGGGAGCUGAAGCAUGGACCGCUGGCUCUCGUGGACAAGCUGAUGCCAGUUAUCAUGAUAAUCAUGAGGGACAGCACCUACACCAAGUGCCAGAACGCACUACAGCAAGUAGCGGCGCGACAGGGCCGCCCCAUUGUGAUUUGUGACAAGGACGACUACGAGACGAUCAAGAGUUCGACCCGGACGAUCAAGGUGCCGCACUGUGUGGACUGUCUGCAGGGCAUCCUGAGUGUGAUCCCCCUGCAGCUGCUGUCCUUCCACCUGGCUGUGCUGCGGGGCUUCGAUGUUGAUUGCCCAAGAAACCUGGCCAAGUCUGUGACAGUGGAGUGAAGACCACUGUACCAGGAAACCAGACUGGAAUACAUCAUUAACUAAAAAAAAAAAAAAAAAAAGAUAUUUAGAUACGUUUGUGUUUUUAUAUGUUUGUUCCGCUGCAAUUUUAGUGCAACUCGUUUGAAAUCGGUAGACGCGCUGUACUUGCGUGUACAUUCUCUGUUCCCUUUCAGAAAAGUCUUUGCAUUCUGUUACUGUCGCAGUCGAAAGUGUUAGCAAACCAUUCCUGGAAUUCUCGGGCGCUGUUGCUUCCUCCUGUGUGCUGACAAAAAAAAAAAAGUUGUAAUAGUGGGAUUGAUAUUUUUAUCCGAAUGUCACAGGAAAAUGGUCCCGAAGCUUCUUUGCAUUUUGGUCUUCCCUGAAUUUUGGUUUAGCUGACGUUUUAACGCAAAACUGUAGAGUGCUCUUCUACGUGUGUUUUUAUGUAUUUUUGUUUGUUUGUUGAGAUUAGCUGGGCUUCGGCUGGUGGUUAUCACCCUAAGCACCUGUAACUGAAUCAAGCGCGGAGUCUAAAGUUUCAGUUUAUCCAUUCAGUUUGCUGACGUGAAACACAAUUUCUGACACUCGCUCGUAGGAUGCAGUAUGCCCGAGACAGCGCCUCCUGCUGGCCUGUUCUAGUUACUGCCUGAUCUGAGAGUUUUUAGUUGGUAAGUUGCCUGUGGGUUGGCAGCUCCAGUCCUUGAGUGCCAUAAACAGCAGAGGAAGGAGCCGUUGUAGUCUGGCACCUAAAGUUACAUUUUCAAUAUUUAAGUCCUGUUUGUGGCACCUUGGGAACAGCGGAUCCUUUGCAACUAACUUUUAAACGCUGAAGUGCACCGUGCUUUUCAAAUGAAUGUUACAACGUUUCCAUGUUUACCUGCUAUGUUAUUGAAGAGGCAGCGCCUUCUGUCUGUGCCUCCUAGUUUACAAUUUGAACAGGAAUCGGAUAAAAUGAAGAAUUUGGUGAGUGGGGAGGCUAGUUCCAGCCCUAGCCCUGCUGUUUUUCAUCUCUUUUUUUCUUUUUUCAUAAGAUUGUGGGACCAUUCUGGCUUUUUUCGAUACAGGGUUUCAUUUUUCGCGGGGUGCAGCCAACCCCCGGGCAAUGCUGGUUAUAAAUAAGACUCCCGUUGCAUAGCAGUUUGAGCCUUUCCAGGUUUCACUGUGAUCUUAAUUAGGUUCACCUGAGCUUUAAUGAUAGACGCUACAGAGGAACAUUUUAUGUGAUCCUAAAUAAGCUCACAGUAAAACCUGAACUGAGUCUGCUAUGGGUUUCAUGUCUUGUUUCUAUAGAUUGGGGGACCAUAAGAUGAACACAGUCCCAUUUUUAUAAAAUGGACAUUUCAGAUCAAUAAUGAAUUGGUAAGUGAGCAGGACUUUAUAACAGGCUGCUGUUUAAGGCUGAAGCCACACACCAAAUAGAAAAAAAGGUACCAAGUUUCAAUGGAAUUGAAAUAGAGGUUCUUGCUUAAGACAUUCUUUUCAUAGUCAAUGUAGUUUCUGGAUUGGUUGCAAAAUAUUUUAAUGUAUUUAAAAAAAAAACAAGAUUUGGAUGUACUUCUUAAGAAAUGUGAAACUAUUGUACAUUAAAUCACUAGUGAUGGUAAAUAAAAUGUACGUUUUUAUAUUCUUGUUGUGUUUGCAAGGGAACCCUGGCUAUAUGAAGAAAAAAAAUAUAUAUAUAAAAAUUAUAAUAAAAUAAAUUGCUAUUCAUCAAACAUUCCUAGCCCUAGAAGGCCAGCAUCGGUCUAGAGUGCUUCCGUGAAUGAAUUCAUUUAAACAGAAGGACCUGGUUGUUUAACCCCUGAUGUGUUGAUAUGAGGUACCGCGCCAGCUCUUGCAUGCUGUUUGGCUUCAGUUGCAGUGCAGUCUGGCACUGUGCUGUGAACCGGGAGUCAGCACGCUCCAAGCAUUACUGCUGUUGCUCGUACCGUGGAGCUGCAGUCUGUGUCUCCAUACCUUUCCUGAUUUCACUGAAUAAUGAAAAUCAAACCCCCAACACUUGCUGCAAAUACAGCUGUGGCUCAAAAGUGUGCAUCACCUAGAAUUUUAGGAUUGAGAUGUUAAUUAAAAAAAAAAAACUAUGAACAUUAUUCAAAUGAUUUGUAUUUAACAUCAUGCAAUUAAAUAAACUGCAAAAUCUGAAUGCAAAAGUCUACCGGAAGCCAUAAUAGUAGUACAGUGUUUCAUGUUAGAUUUAAAAAUUGUCACGUUUUUCAUGAAGUAUAUGGGAAAACUACAAAGCGGUAUGUAAUUCAAUAUGUUAACAUAACGUUGUUUAGCAGGUUUCAUUCGACCUUUUUGUAAAGUAAAAUUAGUUAAUUCUAUAGGGUGGUGCAUUCACAAGGAAUCGCUCCUUUUUCCAGUUGAGUGUUUUGAACCUUAAAAUACAUGGUUUCCAUGCCAAGCUCCACAGGGUUCGAAGGAAGCGAGUCUUCCGAACCUGCGAGUACCUAAUAUACAAAGGAUUUGGGAAUCGAACCCACAAACUUGUAGAUUUAACCUCGAUUUUAUAUGAGUGAAGAGCUACUACUGCAUAAUCCUAAACAGCUGACAGGGUCUGCUAUACAUUCAAUCAGGGCAUACCGGCAUCUUAUGGCUCCCCAGAGUUCAGUGACGAAAGCCAUCUGGAAAACGGGACCCUAUUUAAAUCUUUUGAGAUCUGAUCUGUACUUUUUUUGUUUGUUUGCCUGUUCUACGUUUUUCAUCUUUUACAUCAAUAUUAUGUCACUUUUAUUUUGGUUUGUAAAGCCUGUUAUUUAUUAUAAACAUGCUUUGUAACACUAAGAGAAUAA
Messenger RNA from Acipenser ruthenus (sterlet), 5004 nucleotides. RefSeq names its product glutamine--fructose-6-phosphate aminotransferase [isomerizing] 1. NCBI's taxonomy places the organism in Eukaryota, Metazoa, Chordata, Actinopteri, Acipenseriformes, Acipenseridae. The record is from RefSeq and is a predicted model, not a curated record. The coding region runs from base 182 to 2230 and encodes 682 amino acids. The transcript is spliced from 19 exons. Gene Ontology annotation, molecular function: carbohydrate derivative binding; L-glutamine:D-fructose-6-phosphate transaminase (isomerizing) activity. Gene Ontology annotation, biological process: UDP-N-acetylglucosamine metabolic process; fructose 6-phosphate metabolic process; protein N-linked glycosylation.